GAUGACUCUUAACCGAUAUUCAGUGAGAUGAGUUACGUUCAGCAUACAACAGUUCUGAAUUGGGUAGGGUUCAGUCAGGGGGUUGUUGGAAGGAUUAGACUCAGAUGCAAGGGCAUCCAGCCUAAAGGGUUGGAGACGCAGUUACAACGGUACCCGGCCUCAGGGGAGAGAGACGCAGCUGCAAGGGCAUCCGGCCUCAGAAAUCGACGCAGAUACAACGGUAUCCGGCCUAAAGGGUUAGAGACGCAGAUACAACGGUACCCGGCCUCAAGGGUGAGAGACGCAGCUGCAAGGGCAUCCGGCCUCAGAAAUCGACGCAGAUACAAGGGUAUCCGGCCUGCAGGAUACUAGGAAGGGCAAA
Coccinella septempunctata (seven-spotted ladybird) is the source of this 361-nucleotide messenger RNA. RefSeq lists its product as uncharacterized. Bases 28 to 351 code for a protein of 107 amino acids. The transcript is spliced from 2 exons. The record is from RefSeq and is a predicted model, not a curated record. Lineage: Eukaryota; Metazoa; Arthropoda; Insecta; Coleoptera; Coccinellidae.